This is a messenger RNA of Plasmopara halstedii, 264 nucleotides long. RefSeq lists its product as uncharacterized. The record is from RefSeq and is a predicted model, not a curated record. The coding region runs from base 1 to 264 and encodes 87 amino acids. NCBI's taxonomy places the organism in Eukaryota, Oomycota, Peronosporomycetes, Peronosporales, Peronosporaceae. The transcript is spliced from 2 exons.
AUGUUAGGCGAGUGUCCACACCUUUUAACGCCCCAUAAUGUUGACAAAACCUAUUCAUUUAACGCUCGCGUUGAGCCAUAUACACCAUGGUAUUGUCGCCAAACUAUCAAACUGUGGGCAAAGCUCUCAUACUGGCACGAUUUGUCCUGUGCUAAUUCAUUUGUGAACAGUACAACAAAUCAUGGUAUAUCGGCCCAUGAAGCGUUGUGGGGCGAAUGUUGCGAACCUAUUUUGCUCUUUGACCUUGGUGCAGGAUGUGGCUAG